AUGCAGAAGCUGGCGCGCCGGACGGCGCAGGCGGAGAAGCAGGCGGCCAAGCGGCUGCAGCUGCGGGAGCGGGCGCUGGCGGGGGCGGAGUCGGACCGGGCGAGCAACACGCGGCGGCUGCUGAACGAGGAGCUGCAGGUGCAGGCGCGGCAGGCGCGGCGGCAGCGAUGGGAGGCGUGGACGAUGGGGCCGCUGGCGCCGCGACGCGACCACGCGGGCGCAGUGGUGGACAGCGAGCGGCGCGGCCACGCCAGCACGACGAACCGGUUUGGCGGCGAGCUGUUUGCCAGCGAGAGCAUCCCGCACUGGGGCUCGCUCAGCGUGCGGCGGAUCCGCAACGAGUCGAGCGCGAGCCCGAUCACGCCGCGCGAGGCGGCCGCCCGCUGCGCCUGGGCCGGCACGCCGAAACGGCUCUGUCUGGCGGUGGGAGACCGUGUCGUCGUGACCGAGGGACCGCUCAAGGGUGCCAUCGGGGCGGUGAAGGAGCUGCGGCCGGAGCACGGCACCGUGACGUUGGAUGGCGUUGGACGAACAAACAUCACCGUCGCCGAGUCCCUCGUCCAGGAGACUGGCCAGGCCGUCCAGCAGCUCGAGUCGGCCAUCCCGAUCGAUGCCGUCCGGCUGGUGCACCCGCUGACGGACGCGGCCACCGGCCGGACCCGGGACGUGGUCAUCCGCGAGCUCCGGGCCACAGCUUUCCAGCUCGACCGGGCCACCCGACGGCUGGCCUUUUCACGCGUCGUGCCCGGCCUCAACGUACGCAUCCCGUGGCCGCGACCGGCCGGCCCACCGCCCGAGCACGACGACCACGCGGCCGACACGCUGCGGAUCGACGUCGAGCAGGUCACGUUUGUGCCAACGCUGCUGCGGCCGCCGGCCCCCGAGGCCGUGCUGGACGAGCUGCGUAACCGGUACUCGCGCUUCCGUACGCGCCACACGGCCGAGUACAUCGCCGCCAAGGAGGCCGAGGAGGCCGCGGCCCAGGAGGCCAGGCGUUACGGCAGCGCCCUCGUCAAGGGCCGCCAGCCAGGCCUGCCGCCACCAGGCAUGCGCACGCCCCUCGACGAGUUCCAUCUUCACCAAAAGGCCCUGCGCCGUGCUCGCGGCCAGCCAGAACUCACCGACGACAUGCUCGAACGCAUCGGCCGCCUCAUGGCCACCAACCAGACUGCUUGA
This is a messenger RNA of Grosmannia clavigera kw1407, 1176 nucleotides long. RefSeq names its product kow motif domain containing protein. NCBI's taxonomy places the organism in Eukaryota, Fungi, Ascomycota, Sordariomycetes, Ophiostomatales, Ophiostomataceae. Gene Ontology annotation, molecular function: RNA binding. The record is from RefSeq and is a predicted model, not a curated record. The transcript is spliced from 2 exons. The coding region runs from base 1 to 1176 and encodes 391 amino acids.